UUUAAUUUGCUUACUUUAGUUGACUUCAUUUUAUAGGCACAACACUUCCUUCCAUAAAAUCCCCCACUCUCUCUCUCUCUCUCUCUCUCUCUUAAAUUACUCUUCAAAUUCCCACUUUCACCAUUUUCUCUCCUCUGAAAAAGAUGUCCACUUUAAAGAAAAAAAGUUUCCACCUCUGGUUUUCCAAGCUCCGCCGCUUUCCGGCCGCCUUGAACCCGUCAUCGCCACCGCACACGCCGAACAAAAAACCCCUUUCUCUUGAAAACUCCACCUCCACGGCAGCUGACGACUGUUGCUUCUCCGAUGAAUCCACCUCGGACUCCGACUCCGACGCCGACGCCGUUGUCCCUGACUUCUCUGCUGCUGUUGCUUCCCACCGCUUCUUCCUCUCCUCCCCCGGCUUCUCCAACUCCAUCUUCGACUCCUCCCCCGACCACGCCGUCAAGGUCCGGAAGGUUUCGACGGACCCAUUUGUGGAUUUUCGAGGUUCAAUGCAGGAGAUGAUCGAAGCCAGAAAUCAGCCGGUGGACGUCCGGCGAGACUGGGAGUAUCUACUGAAUCUUCUCAUUUGUUAUCUCCAAAUCAACUCCCUUGAUACCCACAAGUUUAUAACAACCGCUUUCUCCGACCUCCUCAUUUACUUGCUGGAAUCAUCCCCGGAGUCACCCUCCGACCACCGUCUGCGGCGGCGGAAUUGCCACUUGCAGAACUAAUUGAUGCAAGAAAAACAUCCAAAUUUCCACCGUCUUCUUGUUUUACCAAUUUCAAGUGAAGAACACAAGAAAUGAAUAAGAAAAAACGAUCAAAUUCAAUGAAAUUCAAUGAUUUGAUAAUAAUCAAAUGGGUUAGCUUUUAUUGAUCUUGUUUUUGCAGGAGAAAGCUUAGUAGUUGGUGGAAGUUGGAAUGUUUGUUCUAAUUAGAAGACAAAACAGAACAAGGUAAGCGUGGGAUAUGCAAAAGAAGGAACUUUUUAAAAA
Molecule: messenger RNA, 977 nt
Organism: Cucurbita pepo subsp. pepo (vegetable marrow)
Lineage: Eukaryota; Viridiplantae; Streptophyta; Magnoliopsida; Cucurbitales; Cucurbitaceae
Product: transcription repressor OFP16
Biological process (GO): negative regulation of DNA-templated transcription
Source: RefSeq, a predicted model, not a curated record